Pelagomonas calceolata is the source of this 882-nucleotide messenger RNA. Lineage: Eukaryota; Pelagophyceae; Pelagomonadales; Pelagomonadaceae. The record is from the annotation of a GenBank genome assembly.
CUAGCGUGUUACUAUACACUAGCUCGAGGAGCCGAGAAGAAGCCAUCGUAUAGCGCUGCGUACAGGCACUCAGCAGCGCGUCUGGAGCAGUUCUUGCAGCCCCUCAGCUGUCCGCGGCGUUGAACUGGCGUGAUGAAGUCCGUAUUGUUGGCACUCCUCACUGUCCUGCCUCCCGGCGCCGUGUCCCUCCACUUGCCGAAAUACACCGGUUGGUUCCGUAUAGACGGUUCGAUGAUUCUGCGACGCGAGCUCAACGCGCACCAAUCACAACGAGAUUUCUUCGGCGAGAGUGAAAGGGUGUGGUCUCAAAUCGACAACGAGAUCACGAGACCACUCGAUUACCUUACAAAUUCGCCGUACAGCCAGCAGCCCAAGUUCCUGUUUCACUGCACGACUAAGCAGAGUGCCAAAAAAAUCGCGGAGAGCGGCGUCAUCUACGCGAGCGAAAAAUCAAACGGCGGCGACGCCUUCCUCGGUGACGGCGUCUAUUUCACUGCGAUUCCUGCUAACUGGGCGGAUCCAGAAGUGGUCAAGGCCAACAACUGGGGCUGGCAAAACAUCGCAAAGUACCGGCACAGAGAUAACGCCUUUGUCCGAAUCAAUUUUGAUGCUCUCGUAAACCUGCCAUGGAACCCAGAGAUCGCAUUUGACAAAAAAAGAAAUGCAAAUUUCUGCGUGAAGGUGCCCCGGGGCGACCUUUCUGUGACGUUACCGGAGCUAGAUGCCGAAAUUUGGUUUCACCCCGUGGAUCACGAUGAUGAGCCUGAGCGGUUCUGGAGUGCGAAGCGAGGCUACUACGCAAAGAAACAAACGUGGAAGAACACGCGAGGCUACGCGAAGCAAAAAAGGUGGUACUAGUAAGAGGGUAAGCUAGCUUGUGUG